AUGUGGCGGCGGGCGGGGCGGGAGCGGCCCGGGCGGGCGGUGAUGAGUUGGGGCGGCGGGGGACCCCGGACCCGGAGCCGGGCGGGCCCCGCCCGAGCCUGGGGCGGGGCGGCCCGCACAUGGCGUGGCGGGGCGGCGAGGCGCGGCCGGGGCACGCGCGUUGCCUUUGUUGCGCCCCCCCAUCGCUCGCGCUCCCGCCGAGCGCGGGCCGUGCGGCGCGCGCCCCCCCUUUUCCCCCUUCCCGUCUCCCUGCUCGGCUGGCGCCCCGCCGCCGCCUCCGUCCUCCCCGCGUCCUGUCCCGCUGGGCCGGCUUCCCACUUCCCGCGGGAGAGGAGGAGGGGGGCGCUUUCUCUCUCCUCCGCUGCGCCCGCCGCCUCCUAUUGCCGCCGCCGCGCGCCUUGCCGGCGCCAGGACGAGGAGGCCGAAGAGGAGGAGGAGGAGGAAGAGGAGGACCGCGGUGCGGCCGGGGCGGGGCGCAUUCGAGGCGGAGGGGGAGGAGGAGGAAGCGGCGACAAGGGGGCCCGCAGCACCGCCCACCAGCCACACCACCCCCCGCACCACACCACCAGCUUCAACGGGCCUCAUCAGCCUGAGCUGCGGCACCUGCGGGCCUCCCUCAAGGGCCGCUCUUGGGCGCGGGGGGCCGCGGCGGCCCCGGGGGCUGGGAACAAGCGCCAGCAAACAAUGGGCUCGGGACAAGCCAGGCAGCAGCCGCCCCCCGCCGCCGCCCCCGCCGCGGCGCCCUGCUCGGCCCCCCACGCCAACCACCUCCCUCCCCAGGGAAGGACUGCACCCUCUCCUCCUCCUGCUGCUUCCCCCCCUGGAAAAGGGGACAGGAGCCAGCCUGCUGCCACCACCGCGACCGCUGCUGCUGCUGCUAAGACUGCAGCCCGCAAUGGGCUGGCGGGAGAGACUGGCUUGGAGGAGGAAGAGCAGGAGGAGGGGGAUGAAGGAGGGGAGGAGGAGGAGGAGUCCCUGCAGCUUCUCUCCGGGUCCUUAGCGGCUGCCUGCAGUUUGAAAGGCUCGGGAACGGACUGUCAGCCCGAGGAGGACCUAACGAUACGAUACGUCCAGUACGAGUCAGAGCUGCAGAUGCCCGAUAUCAUGAGACUGAUCACCAAAGAUCUGUCUGAACCCUACUCCAUUUACACUUAUAGGUAUUUUAUCCACAACUGGCCACAACUUUGCUUUUUGGCCAUGGUAGGGGAGGAGUGUGUAGGUGCCAUCGUCUGCAAGCUGGAUAUGCACAAAAAGAUGUUCCGCAGAGGUUAUAUAGCCAUGUUAGCAGUGGAUUCCAAAUACAGAAGAAAAGGAAUUGGUACAAACUUGGUUAAGAAAGCUAUUUAUGCUAUGGUUGAAGGAGAUUGUGACGAGGUCGUAUUGGAAACAGAAAUCACAAAUAAGUCUGCUUUGAAACUUUAUGAAAACCUUGGUUUUGUGCGAGACAAGAGGCUGUUCAGAUACUAUUUAAACGGAGUUGAUGCACUGCGUCUGAAACUAUGGCUGCGUUAGGAGAGCCCAUCCCACGGGAGCGACCGCCGGCCCCGGCAGCGCAGAGUCGGCCUUUGCAUGCCAAGCAAUUUGUUCCCAGAAUUGCUUUGCAGGUGGACUUAGUGAUUCCCAUGCAGCUCUUAAAAAAAAAAACAAACAACCUGUCAGUGUCCCAUUGAGUGUCGCACAUUUUCGUUGCACUUUGGCAUGGCGCGUUUGUUCCGAAUUAAAAGCCGGUUCUUUCCGACUCCCGAGUCCUUUUGGUACCAGCCAGAGAUGUGCCAGUUGAUAGCCAAGAUGAUGUUCAUUCAUUUGCAAUUACUGACUGUCUUGACAUACACAGAACCUGUAUGGGAAAGCCACUUUUGGUUCCAGAAAAUUAAAAAAAAAAAAAAAACCAACAAAAAACCCAAACAAAAACCCCACAAACCACACACACACACAAAAAAGCCAACGUAGAUUGUAAAAUUCUAUAAGUAUACUAACAUUUCAUACUGAAAUUGCCAUAGUUUUCUGGGGAAGAAGAAGAAGAAAAAAAAAAAGAAAGGCUUCAAUUUUAGGUUUUAUUUUUCAAUAUUGAAUUUUUUUCCAUUCUUAAAUAUUGGUACCUCAGUGAUUAGUGAAUGAAAAAAUGUAUUGUAGGGUGGGGUGUGUGUUACAACGAGUAACAGUAACCAUUAAAUUGCGUCUGCCAGUGCCUGUAUAGAUAAGUAUAUUUGUCUUCACCUCUAAGUUUGGAGUGCAUGCUUUUAUUCUUUUGCUUUCUUCAAUUGUCUUUGCGAGGAAAAAAAAAAACAACAACAAAUUCUGCUUUUAUUUAAAUUCUGGAUUUGAUAAUAAAUUAUUUCAGAUUUUUAUAAUUUGGAUACUUCUCCCAAACGAGGGUUUGGAAGGCCCUUCUUCUAGCAAGAAGUGUGAGCUAUUUUGAAAACCUUGGGUAGCUGCUAAAAGAGAACCUGAUGGCACCAGUGAGUCUCUGCUGGGUUUGGAUGCACUUUUUUCAUUAAAAGAGUGAGGGACUUUUAAAAGAAGAUAUAGAAAAUUAAUGUAAAUUGGUAUGAUUUUUAUUUAAUCGAAAUUAUUGCUAGAAGCUCUGAAAAACAGCUAUUUUAAGAUAGUCGGAACAAAUUUUUUUUUUCUUUUCAGAUUCAGAUUGCUUUGCUUCAGUGUUCUAAAAUGCUUCAAUCUUUGGUUCUUGGUCUUGGAAAUAAAUUUCAAGGUGUAUCGUAUGCAUUUUUAGCUGCUCUCAUUUUCUCUAAACUUACAUGAGCUAAAUUAUUGGGGGAUUUUUUUUCCCCUCCAAAAUCAAAGCAGCGGGGAAGGAAUUCUGUCUCCCUUUCUCUCUCUCUCCCAUUUGCUCUUGCUCUGUUUUUUCUCUAUAUUUUUCCCCCCCCCCUCUUUAAUUGGGCUCACAGAAGUUUUAUAACACCCAUCAGUUUUUUUUCAGUAAUUAGGUGUCGAGGCUUUCUUGUUCCAUGUGAUUCCACAGCCCAGCUCUAUGAAUCAGUUGGGUCGGGUUGUUUUCUUGGGGUUUUUUUUUCCCAAGGUAUUAGUUGACUUACAGAAACACCUCUGUAAUCCCAGAUAUCACAGGAUAUUCUGAGUUGGAAGGGACCCACAAGGAUCAUGGAUUCCAACUCUUAAGGGAAUGGCCCAUGCAGGGAUGGAAAGGAUGAACUCUCAGUGAAUCCCCUGGAGUCAAGCGAACUCUUCAGCUUUGCCUUACUACACUUUUUUGUUUUUACCUUUAGGGUUUGGUUUGAGUCACGGGGGUUGUUUUCUUUUUUUCUUUUUUUCUUUUUUCCUUUUUGCUAAUUACUGUACGCUUAAAAAUACAAAACCAACAAAACCCCUACCUCCAGUAACAUUUGGGAAAAAGAGCCCUGUGCAGGAAAAACUGGAUUUAAAGCAAAGCCGCCUUUUGCACAGACCAAUCGCACAUGGUGAUGGACGUUUCUUACCAUGUACCAAUCAUGAGUUGUAUUUGAAAAUAAAGAUUUUUAAUGGAAAUUGGCCCUUCUGAGUUUUCUGCUUGUAGACACCAUCUGUGCUUUCGAGGAGGCUUGUUCCCCUCAGUAAAGAAAACUCAUAUUUAAAAGGGUGCCCAGAACCAAGAGUUGUAAAGCGGAGUCUGUCACUCCCAGGACAUGUCAACAUAAAGCCUGUAUGUUGCCACUGCUGCCUUGUGACAUGAUAAAAACCUUUUAUUCCCCCCAUCCCUCAGGUUUGCCAGUUUUUCUGGAUGGCUUUUCAGGAGUUUUCAUCAUUGUUAAGACUUAAAUGUUGGUAAGGAAUCAGUCGAGUCAGGUUUCUCAGCCGUGGUCCAGGAUGUAGCGACAGCUCUGGGUGGCUUGAGCUGAGGAGACAGAUGAGGGAGGUUUCAUCCCUUGCAAGCAUCUGUUGGACUUGUAUCACAAAUUCCAAACUGGGCUGUCUUGUGUGUCUGCUGAUGCUUAAAUCUGAAAAGCCAGACAGGCAAGUUUUUCUAUUGGUUAAUAUUUAAGCCGUGGGUGUCUUCACAUUCAAAAGCCGGCUUAGAAGUGAACUGAAAUCGCUUCUCGCUGCCAAAACCAUCCUCCCUGAGCAAACUUCAAAUACAAUUCUGGUUGUUUAUUGUAAGAAGUAGCUGUUGCCAUGCAUGUUUUGAAAAUACUGCACGAAAUAGGUGCAGGUCUCCCCUUCUUUUUCCAAAGGGCACGUGGCCUGAAAGGUUCUGCCAUCGCUGCUGUGUCACACACAGUUCACCGCCGAAGACACUGGAGCUGCAUGUCUUGGGUCGUACUAAACAGAUCUGUUCUCUGUGUUGCUUGGGAUUGGGAUAUCAAGUGGGAAGUCCUGAAUUUGCAAACAGCUUUUCAAAAGGAAUCUCUAGCAAGGAAAAGUUGGUUAUUUCUCCUGUCUGUUGCUAAAACACA
Messenger RNA from Manacus vitellinus (golden-collared manakin), 4406 nucleotides. It is a transcript of the gene NAA30, whose product is annotated as N(alpha)-acetyltransferase 30, NatC catalytic subunit. The record is from RefSeq and is a predicted model, not a curated record. Lineage: Eukaryota; Metazoa; Chordata; Aves; Passeriformes; Pipridae. Gene Ontology annotation, cellular component: NatC complex. Gene Ontology annotation, biological process: N-terminal peptidyl-methionine acetylation. Gene Ontology annotation, molecular function: protein-N-terminal amino-acid acetyltransferase activity.